Messenger RNA from Guyanagaster necrorhizus, 1818 nucleotides. Its product is annotated as RNA helicase. The record is from RefSeq and is a predicted model, not a curated record. The transcript has 7 exons. Bases 77 to 1474 code for a protein of 465 amino acids. Lineage: Eukaryota; Fungi; Basidiomycota; Agaricomycetes; Agaricales; Physalacriaceae. Gene Ontology annotation, molecular function: RNA helicase activity; nucleic acid binding; ATP binding.
UAGCGAAAUUUUGCUGUCGUUCUUUGUUUUCUCCCAUCACCAUUCCCCUACAUCCUUCACUUUAUCCCACAUUACAAUGAGUUAUAAUGGUUACAGCGGUGGCUAUGGCGGCGGAUAUGGUGGAGGAGGAUAUGGUGGAGGAGGUUGGGGGGGUGGACAUGACGACAAAAUGUCAAAUCUUGGCGGCGGUCUCCGCACUGUCGACUGGAGCAGCACCAAACUCGAGCAUUUCGAGAAAAAUUUCUACGUUGAAGAUAAACGGGUAGCACAACGUAGCGAGCGGGACGUCGAGGAUUUCAGAAAAGCCAAGGAAAUCAGGGUGCAAGGUCGUGGAGUGCCAAGGCCUGUUACAUCGUUUGAAGAAGUUGGCUUCCCAGAUUACCUGAUGACAUCUAUUCGCGCACAAGGUUUCUCUUCUCCUACACCCAUUCAAUGUCAAGCCUGGCCGAUGGCCCUCAGUGGUCGUGACUUGGUUGCCAUCGCCCAGACCGGAAGUGGGAAGACGAUUUCUUUUGCUCUUCCGGCCAUGCUACACAUUAACGCCCAACCGCUCCUGUCUCCAGGAGAUGGUCCCAUUGCUCUCGUUUUGGCCCCCACUCGUGAGUUGGCUGUACAGAUUCAGCAAGAAUGCACCAAAUUCGGAUCCAACUCCCGGAUUCGAAAUACCGCCAUCUAUGGUGGUGCCCCCAAAGGACCUCAAAUUCGUGAUCUGCAGCGUGGCGUGGAGAUUGUCAUUGCUACACCUGGGCGUCUUAUCGACAUGCUUGAAACCAACAAAACCAACUUGCGUCGAGUUACUUACUUGGUGAUGGAUGAAGCAGAUCGCAUGCUCGACAUGGGUUUCGAACCCCAAAUCCGUAAGAUUGUGGGACAAAUUCGUCCCGACCGGCAGACACUUAUGUUCAGCGCUACGUGGCCUAAGGACGUUCAGAAACUGGCCAAUGAUUUCCUUCGAGACAUGAUCCAAGUCAACAUCGGAUCCAUGGAGCUAACCGCAAAUCAUAACAUUCAGCAAAUCGUUGAAGUCUGCAGUGACUUUGAGAAACGAAGCAAGCUGGAACGUCAUCUCGACAAGAUUAGCUCGGAAAACGCAAAGGUUCUCAUCUUUGUCGGCACCAAGCGUGUCGCAGAUGAUAUUACGAAAUAUCUCCGGGAGGAAGGAUGGCCGGCGCUGGCCAUUCAUGGAGAUAAGGAACAACGCGAGCGUGAUUGGGUACUAGGAGAGUUCAAAGCCGGUCGUUCACCGAUUCUUAUAGCCACGGAUGUCGCAUCCCGUGGGCUUGGUACGUAUUUCAUUUUUACAAGCGCUAUCGGGAGACCCUGGGGAGGUAGUCGCAAACGGUUUCAACGUUCUUCGUGCUGCCUGCCCUUCAACGGUAACUAUUGCCGUGACCAACGCAAUAACUCGAUACCGUCUACAGUUUUGACUUUUAGAUCGUGGGGCGCGUUUCCCGACAUUGGACAGGCGUUCUAGAUUCGACACGUGUAGCCGUCGAGAGGAAUCCCUCUGACCUUUCCAGCCUGGUCCUUCGAUGUGCUUCGACGCGCAUGUGUAGGCUCAGCCCAACGAACAUUUGCUGUAGUUCUUGGUAUGGUAACGGUUACGGAUCGUUUGGAGUUCCAGUCAUUAUUGGACUCGUCACGACUAAUCUCCUCUCGGUUUUCGCGCGUAGAAGAUCUUUGCCUGUCUAUGUUCUGGACUCGUUGUACCUCAGUCCUUCUAUCAAGGGCUGGGGUGGUCCCUAGGACUUUCUGUGCAUUCUGGUAGUGGUUCCGAGGUGUUUCCCUGUUUUCCUUUUGUUUUGAGUUUUAUUGCUC